This is a messenger RNA of Eutrema salsugineum, 1978 nucleotides long. Its product is annotated as heat stress transcription factor A-4a. Bases 625 to 1806 code for a protein of 393 amino acids. Lineage: Eukaryota; Viridiplantae; Streptophyta; Magnoliopsida; Brassicales; Brassicaceae. The record is from RefSeq and is a predicted model, not a curated record. Gene Ontology annotation, molecular function: RNA polymerase II cis-regulatory region sequence-specific DNA binding; DNA-binding transcription factor activity. The transcript is spliced from 2 exons. Gene Ontology annotation, biological process: regulation of transcription by RNA polymerase II. Gene Ontology annotation, cellular component: nucleus.
UUAAUCACCGGGUCAAUCGACUCGUUUACUUUUCUUCGGUCUUCUCUCCAAAAGAGUAUGAUAUCUUUGAUAUUUCCGCAGCAACAAUAAUGGUAGAGAGAUGCAGAAGAAGACAAAUUACUGCCGUUUGAUAAAUUCUCUGUCUGAUUAAAUACCCCCAAGUCGAGAAGCUUUUUGGGUUCGAGAAGCAACGAGGUUUCGAGAAGCAAAAUCAGUUUUUUUUGUUUUGUCCUUCUUUUAUCUGAUUAGGUGAGAUUUAAUGCGAAAAGGGAUCUAGAUUCGUUGAAUUUCCUAGGAGGGUUUUGGGUUUUGGAAGAUUCUUCUUUGAUUGGCUUCAUUUACGAAACAGUGGUGGAUUUAAGAGAUUUCUCUCUCACUUUGUUGAAGCUCGAAGCUAUUUUUUUGGGAGGGAAUUAUGGGUUUUGAUUUGAAACAGAGCUUUUAUCUUCAGCUUCUAGAUUUAUCCAGUUUUGAUCUAAACUAGUGAUAAUACUUAAGUCAUCGAACUGAAAGUUUCAAUCUUUGGUUCUUGAAGCUUUGUAGUUGAUUAAAAAGGAGUUUCUACUUCUGUUUUAUUGAGUGUGAUUGGGAGCUUUUGUAGUUUAUCUAUAAGUGUUUUUAGAGAUGGAUGAGAGUAAUCAUGGAGGUUCAUCAAGCUCACUCCCACCUUUCCUCACCAAAACAUAUGAGAUGGUUGACGAUUCUUCAUCGGAUUCAAUUGUCUCGUGGAGCCAGAGCAACAAGAGUUUCAUCGUUUGGAAUCCGCCAGAGUUUUCCAGAGGCCUUCUUCCCAGAUUCUUCAAGCACAACAACUUCUCAAGCUUUAUCCGCCAGCUUAACACAUAUGGGUUUAGAAAAGCUGAUCCUGAGCAAUGGGAGUUUGCAAAUGAGGAUUUUGUGAGAGGUGAACCUCAUCUAAUGAAGAACAUUCAUAGACGCAAACCUGUUCACAGCCACUCUUUACCGAAUCUGCAAGCUCAGCAGAAUCCGUUGACUGAUUCAGAACGACAGAGAAUGAAUAACCAAAUCGAGAGACUGACUAAGGAGAAAGAAGGAUUGCUUGAGGAGUUGCAUAAACAAGAGGAGGAACGAGAGGUGUUUGAGCAACAAGUGAAGAAGCUAAAAGAUCAGUUACAACACAUGGAGAAGCGUCAGAAAACAAUGGUUUCGUUUGUCUCUCAGGUGUUGGAAAAACCAGGUCUUGCUUUGAACCUAUCUCCGAGUCUCCCUGAAACAAACGAGAGGAAAAGAAGGUUCCCUAGGCUCGGGUUUGAGCCGAUGUUGGAAGAGAACCAAACGUGUGUUGUUGCGAGAGAGGAAGGUUCCACAAGCCCUUCUUCACACACGACAGAACAUCAGGUGGAACAGCUAGAGUCAUCGAUAGCGAUUUGGGAGAAUCUGGUGUCGGAAUCUUGUGAGAGUAUGGCUCAAUCAACAAGAAGCAUGAUGACACUUGAUGUGGAUGAAUCAUCUACUUGUCCAGAGAGCCCUCCUCUUUCUUGCAUACAGCUGAGUAUCGAUACACGUCCCAAAUGUCCUCCUUCUCCAAGGAUCAUCGACAUGAACUCCGAGCCCGAUGUUUCAAAAGAACAGAGCACUGUUGCUCCUGCUCCUCCUCCUCCAGCAGCAGGAGUGAACGAUGUCUUCUGGCAGCAGUUUUUGACGGAGAAUCCUGGCUCAGCCGAGCAACGGGAAGUUCAAUUAGAGAGAAAAGACGAUAAAGCUGAGGAUCGAAGUGAGAAAUGUUGGUGGAACUCGAGGAAUGUAAAUACAAUUACAGAACAGCUUGAACAUCUGACUUCUUGAGAGAGAGAGAAGUUUAUAUGUCAAGUUACUUUAGAUAUGUUUUUUGUUUUAGUUUCUUGUAAAAUAGGUUUUCUUUUUGCAGUUUCAUUGUAUUCUGUUAUAUGUAUUUGGGUCUGGUUCUACUUUUCAUCAUUCACAUGUAUGUUCUCUCAGUUCAUUAUAGCAGACUACU